AAGAGCCGGCAGUUGUCAAAAUAUUUUGAUUUUUCAAAUUGUCUCAAAAUCCAAUAUAAAGCCAAAAACAUCACAUAUCUAAAAAUUGUAUAAAUUCUAUAAGGCGCUGCUUGGCAUUAAAAUGUUUCGCCAACUGAGGAUGACAAUGGAUAUUGCGGGUUGGAUAUUCCUUCCGUGGAGACGCUCAGCAUCGAAUCUGAAGGAUUUUCCGCCGCCGCCGCUGUCCAGCACUUUCGGCGAUGUGAUUGUGGACUACGAGGACCCGGACUACCUUCCCUUGCCGGAGUAUCCUAUGCGUCCCAACGAGCCGUUGGAUAUUCGAAAGCAGCGACUUUUGUAUCAAUCCCGCAAGCGCGGAAUGCUGGAGAACGAUCUGCUCCUGAGCACCUUUGCGGCCAAACACCUCCAAAACUUCAGCGCCGAGCAGACGGCUCUGUACGAUCAGUUGAUUAACGGAGUGACCAACGAUUGGGACAUCUACUACUGGGCCACCGAUGUGAAGCCCACGCCCAAGGAGUACGACACGGAGAUCAUGGGGCUAUUGAAGGAGCACGUAAAGAAUGCCGAGAGAGUCACACGUCUCCGUCAGCCGGAUCUAAAUACUUAAAUAUAGAUAUUCCUGAAUAGCUCAUAUUUAUAAUAUGAUUACUUUGUAAAUUCAAUGAUCCAGGGUAUUAAAAUAGAUAUUAUUUGUUGCAUGUCCAUUAUAUUGCACAAUAUGGCAGUAAAAUCAGAAAGUUUUCACAUUUCCCUAAAGUCCUCAAAUUUCUUGUUAUAUUGACUUAAUUUUUGCAACCAAUGAAAAGCCUUAAAAAAAUAAAACAAAAUCCGAAAUGUAGUUAAAUCUGUUGUGAUCCAGGAGAUCUAAUCUUUAAGCAUACGUACAUUAUAUUCAUUUAAAAAAAAAGGAUUAAAGCAUUGUUAAAAAGCCCAA
This is a messenger RNA of Drosophila elegans, 934 nucleotides long. RefSeq names its product succinate dehydrogenase assembly factor 2-A, mitochondrial. The transcript is spliced from 3 exons. Lineage: Eukaryota; Metazoa; Arthropoda; Insecta; Diptera; Drosophilidae. Gene Ontology annotation, biological process: protein-FAD linkage; mitochondrial respiratory chain complex II assembly; tricarboxylic acid cycle. Gene Ontology annotation, cellular component: mitochondrion. Bases 122 to 607 code for a protein of 161 amino acids. The record is from RefSeq and is a predicted model, not a curated record.